Molecule: messenger RNA, 427 nt
Organism: Arachis stenosperma
Lineage: Eukaryota; Viridiplantae; Streptophyta; Magnoliopsida; Fabales; Fabaceae
Product: EPIDERMAL PATTERNING FACTOR-like protein 2
Exons: 3
Coding region: 55-414 (119 amino acids)
Biological process (GO): guard cell differentiation; stomatal complex development
Source: RefSeq, a predicted model, not a curated record
UUUUUGUUGUGUGCAGCAGUCUCUUUCAAUUGAAUUGUGCCCCUUCCUUAGAAGAUGGGAAUGAAUAAUGGAUCCUCAUGUUGGCACAAAUAUAGACAAACCACCUUCAUCAGCAUCUUCAUUCUCUUUGCAGCUUCUUCUACUUCCUUAUUCAUGGCUCAAGGAAGAGCAAUGUCCAAUGUAAUUGAAGUUUCCCAGAAUAAGGUAAGAGUGAUAGGGUCAAGGCCACCAAGGUGUGAAAGUAGAUGCAGCAAUUGUGGACAUUGUGAAGCAGUUCAAGUCCCCAUUGUACCUACCUUUCAUCAUCAUCAUGAAGCAGCCAUUGUUGCAUUCUCAUCAAGAGGGGAUGCACUUUCCAACUACAAACCCAUGAGUUGGAAGUGCAAAUGUGGGGACUACUUUUUCAACCCAUGAUUCUUCUUCCUUC